Molecule: messenger RNA, 833 nt
Organism: Suillus discolor
Lineage: Eukaryota; Fungi; Basidiomycota; Agaricomycetes; Boletales; Suillaceae
Product: DnaJ domain-containing protein
Exons: 5
Coding region: 170-703 (177 amino acids)
Biological process (GO): spliceosomal complex disassembly
Cellular component (GO): spliceosomal complex
Source: RefSeq, a predicted model, not a curated record
UUCUCAGAAGUUGCUUCGAAUUUAAAAUCCGUUCUGCAACCUCUGCUUGACUACUAGCAUCUAUUACUCACAGCUCUCAUUUCUUGUUUACUGCGGUCCAAAAACCUGUCGAUCUGCCCGUGAGGCAAGCUUGAAUCGAUAAACUUGUUCGAAUAGCAUCUGCCCAUCCAUGGUAGGACUCACGCUGUACGACGUCCUUGCGAUUCCAACUACCGCUUCUACGGAUGAUGUGAGGAGGGCAUACAAACAGAAGGCUCUUGAAACGCACCCUGACAAACUCGAACCUACCGUGUCGGAGCAAGAGCGCCGGGCUGCAGAGGGAAGGUUCAGAAAUGUAUGCGAGGCAUUUGAGGUGCUCAGUGAUCUAGUGAAAAGGAAGGCCUACGACGACCGUAUUCAGCUUGCUCAGAAGAACAAGAAACACUGGGAUGAGCAGCACGACAAGCGAGUCAAGACGCGCGAAGAGUGGGCGCGUCAAGUCAAGGAACGCAGCGAGGCUCGUAUGAAAGAACGUGCAGAUUUCUACGAAAACCUCAAGCGUAUAAAAGAGGAAAAGCAGCGAUACGUGGAAAUGGUUGAGCUAUUCUAUCAAGAACUGCGCGACUGCCACCCAGAGUGGGAAUCUAGGAGGCAGGCUGCGCUACAGUGGAAAGAAAUGGCGGACAAAGGCCAAAUACCACGACGACAGACGACUCGCAUUUAGCGAGGCGAACUCAAACGGAUAGUUUGUUCAUUUCAGAGGGUAUUUUGCUUUAUUUAUUUCCCAGCGCUGGAGUUUUUAUUCGCGAUACUGUUGUACUUCUAUGCUUCGCUUCCUUCUGCGAUUCCUUGUU